Salvia hispanica is the source of this 1390-nucleotide messenger RNA. RefSeq names its product putative protein phosphatase 2C 51. Gene Ontology annotation, molecular function: protein serine/threonine phosphatase activity. Lineage: Eukaryota; Viridiplantae; Streptophyta; Magnoliopsida; Lamiales; Lamiaceae. Gene Ontology annotation, biological process: protein dephosphorylation. The record is from RefSeq and is a predicted model, not a curated record.
UACAAUUUAAUGAAAAUCCAAAAGUUUGGGCGCUUCGUCGUGACGUAAAUUACUGAUACAGAGGCUUCGUGAUUUGUCUUUAAAUUCAAUCUGUUUGCAGGUGAUGAUAAGAAUCAUGAAUUUCAACCAACAAUAGCGAGAUCACCGCACAAACCGACACUCAGAGCAAAUUUUGAGGAUGCGAUUGAUGAUGAAAUGGGUUGCAAUAUUAACAUGGUUAUUAUGCACGGCAGCAGCAUAUGCCAAAAAAAAUGAUGGGAUUGGUAUGUCAUUUUCAUUGGCAUGUAUGAUGGCAUAUGAAGAAGGUGGAGUUUCUGGUGUGUUGAAUUCACCGGAGUGUCCUUGGUUAUCAUUCCCUUCUUCUCUUCACUCUUCCAACUCCAAUAAUCAUUGCCACUUUGCCACUCUCCAAGGCCGCAGAGACUAUCAAGAAGAUCGCCUCCUCUGCAAUCUUCACUUGCACCUACCAUUUUCCCAUGUUGCAGGUGAAGAAGGGGUGCCUAGCAUUGGUGUGGCAGCUAUCUUCGAUGGCCAUGGGGGCCGCGAAGCGAGUGAAAUGGCUUCCGCCAUGCUCUCCCCUUACCUUCUCAUCAAUGUUGCUUUCAUGGCUUCCAAGCGCGUGCUUCCAAGCAACGACGAAUAUAACAAGACACAAGUAAGCCUGCAGAGGGCACAGGCAGUGAUUGAUCACGACACACUUCGUUCGGUUUUAGAGGAGGCAUUGCUGAGGACGAUCCAAGAUAUUGAUUCAGAAUUCUCAAAACAAGCUUUGGAUAAAGGCUAUGUUUCAGGGUCUACCGCCACUGUUGCUCUUUUAUUCGAGGGUCAACUUCUCGUUGCCAAUGUUGGAGAUUCAAAAGCUCUUUUGUGCUCUAAACAUGGGGAUUCGUCGAAACAAGUUUAUGUGGAGGAAUUAACAAGAGACCAUCACCCAGAUAGAGAGGAUGAGAAGACCAGAAUUGAAGCAGCCGGUGGCUUCAUUACUCGAUACGGUGUCCCUCGUGUAAAUGGUAUAUUAGCUCUGUCCAGAGCCAUUGGCGACGUCUAUUUCAAAAGAUUUGGGGUUACAGCUGAAGCAGAAGUAACUAGUUGGAAGGCUUUCACCUCCGAAAACAGCUACUUGGUGGUUGCAUCUGACGGUGUAUUCGAAACAUUGACUCCAAAGGAUGUCUGCCGUCUCCUCCACAACAAGGGGUCGUCGUCGUUGCCUGAACAGAUAAUUCGCCGUGCCUUUGAGACUGGCAGCAUGGAUAACCUAUCAGCUAUUGUGAUAUCUCAUCUUGUUAGUUGCUGCGGUAGGGAGAGUACCGAAUCCAUUAUAACAUCAACUUCAUUUGCCUAGUUUUUCAGUAUUGGUAUUUUAUUGAAAGAAAAUCAUGAAUUUGUUGAA